Arachis stenosperma is the source of this 3461-nucleotide messenger RNA. Its product is annotated as zinc finger CCCH domain-containing protein 41. NCBI's taxonomy places the organism in Eukaryota, Viridiplantae, Streptophyta, Magnoliopsida, Fabales, Fabaceae. The transcript has 5 exons. The record is from RefSeq and is a predicted model, not a curated record. Gene Ontology annotation, molecular function: metal ion binding; RNA binding. Gene Ontology annotation, cellular component: nucleus. Bases 305 to 3079 code for a protein of 924 amino acids.
CAUAUGAUUAAGGUGUGUUGUUGGCUCCUUCGUUCAACUCUCUCAACCUUCUCUCUCUCUCUCUCUCUCUCUCUCUCUCUCUAAGCAUUGAGAGAGCCGCACCCACCAAUACCACACUCUCCCUCCAUCUGCCACCCGCCUCCGUCGUCAAUCGCCGCCUCCCACGGUUGCGCGUGGGUCCCACGACUCACCCCUCUCUUGCUAAGGCCCUUUAUUCUUUUGGAACUCUUCCUGCCAACAUAAGCUGGUCAUACCUCGUUGGGCUUUGGAAGAGGAUAGCAUAAAACUUGUUAUAACAGAAUUAAUGGAGCUGAAAGUUUCAUCUCCAAAACCAGAGUCUGUUGUUCCAUCUGAUUGUGUAAGUAGCGAUCCCGAGGAAAAGGAAGUUAGUGACGAUGAUGAUGACGAUCGGAAUCAUAAGCAUCGGAGGAGGGAAGCUCGUUCUCAAUCUUCAGAGAGAGAUGUUUCAGAGCCUGUUAAUAACAGGCCGUUCAGAAAACGUAACAAAAAUUUUGGGAAUCGGCAUCCUUUCAGGGAAAAUGAAUCUCUAGGAUUUGAAACAAUGAAAACUUACAAUGAUGCCACCACAGAUAAAGAGUUGUAUUCUAAGUUUGAAAGAAGGCGCCCUGGAUUGACUUCAGGUCCUCGAACACCUUUGGACAUGAGACUACGGGCAAACCAACCUUUUACUGGAGAUCCCAGUGUUGGUAGGGGAAGAGGUAGAGAAUCUGGUUUUUGGAACCAUCGGGAUCCUAGGUUCAGCUCAAUUGAUGUUGCUACUCAAUUGGUUCCAGGCUCUAUUCCUCCAAGCCUUUAUACUGGGCGAGGAUUACCAAAUGUUUCAAAUGCACAAAGUGCAUCCUGGAACACGUUUGGUUUAAUUCCAACAGUACCCAAUGGAGGACUAGAUAUGCUCCAUCCAAUGGGUUUACCGGCAGCUCUGAGACCUCCUAUUAAUCCAUCACUAAAUGUGAAUAUUCCUCGCCAACGGUGUAGAGAUUUUGAGGAACGAGGGUUUUGCCUUAGAGGUGACAUGUGCCCAAUGGAGCAUGGUGUUAAUCGGAUUGUUAUUGAAGAUGUCCAGAGUCUUUCACAGUUCAACCUUCCUGUUUCGCUUCCAAGUGCACAUCUAAUUGGAGCUCCAGCAGGAUCAGGAUCUCUACAUUCAGUAAAUGCUUCCACCACAAUAGUGAACAGCAAAUGUAUACCUGGAAAAAUUAGCAAGUCUGGAGUUGGUGAUGAUGUCUUGCCAUUGGAUGGUGCAUAUCCAGGUUCUGGUUGCACAAGUGGAGCAGCCGAUGUUUAUGAUCCUGAUCAACCCCUUUGGAAUGAUGGCGCUCUGGAGUCUCUUCAGUCAUCCAAGAUCGAAGAAACGGAGGCAUUUCCUAGUGAUGCUUCUGCCCACCAUCAUAUGAGGUUAUCAGAAGUUCCAGAUGGUGAUUGUCCAGUGGGUACUACCAGAACGUCUGUCAGUUCACAGGGUGCUAGUUCAUCUGUCUGGGCCAGAAUUGGUGGUUCAAAAAACAGAUAUGACAUGAAAGAAAAGACAAACUCUACCAUGAAUCCCCUUCAUUAUCCUGAGAAUCAAUUGAAGGAAGAUAAUGAUGAAUUAGUUGCUGCUCAAACUGCUUCCUCUCAAGGAAAGCAAAUGAUAGCAGAUGAUACUGACCCAAAAGCCUUGGAUGGUUUGAUGAAGGUACAAACUGAAAGCAUGCGAACUUUACGGAAACCUUCGCAAAAGGCAUUGCGCACUCUAUUUGUUAACGGUAUACCUCAGAAAAGCAACAAAAGGGAGGCACUUCUUGCCCAUUUUAAGAAGUUUGGGGAAAUUAUUGACAUAUAUAUUCCAUUGAACAGUGAGCGAGCUUUUGUGCAAUUCUCCAAGAGAGAAGAAGCUGAAGCUGCUUUGAAGGCCCCAGAUGCUGUAAUGGGUAAUCGUUUUAUCAAACUAUGGUGGGCUAAUCGUGAUAGCAUUCGCAGUGAAAGUACCACAAGUGGGAAUGGUGUAAUUGUAACUCCCCGUGGGCAAGCAUCAGCUUUUGUUCCAUCCAUUCCUGUUCUCGCUGAUAGGGGAAAAGAUAUACAUCAAUCUGAUGCUUCAAAGACUAAUGCUGAAUUAUCAACGCAAUCUGAUCAACCAAAGCCGGUCAUCUUGGAUGGGUCCAAGGGUCCACCUCCCAUACAAAAGAAGCUAGAAAACCUAGAGCAAUUAAAGGAAGAACUGCGCAAAAAGCAGGAAAUGUUGGAUCAAAAGCGUAAUGAAUUCAGACGCCAAUUGAGCAAACUUGAGAAACAUGCUACAGGAGUCAAGGGUGAAGUAGUAACCGAGCAAGCUGCCAAGAGACCCAAAACUGGCAUGGCAUCUGAUGUUGCCAAACUAGCUUCUUCGCAGUUGUCUGAUGCUGAUACUGGUAUGGCAUCUCCACAUGCAGAGACAACUGCUGAUAAAAGCAAACAGUUGGUCAAUACUGUAUCUCAAAGUCCCAAACCAAUUACUACAAUGAGAUUGCAAGAACCCACAGGCCUAAAGCAGCCAAUGCAACCAUUUGUGCCUGUAAACAGAUACAAAUUGGAUAAUCGUCCCACUGCUUUCAGAAUCAUGCCUCCUCUGCCUACUGGUCUAGCAGAUGUUGCCAUUUUGAAGGAACACUUCUUACCAUAUGGCGAACUUUCCACUGUUGAACUAGAAGCUUCACAAGUCAAUGGUAGCAACCAACAAGAGGCACGGAUAAUUUUCACCACUCGACGUGCAGCCGAGAGAGCAUUCAUUAAUGGAAAAUGCUGGAAAGACCAUAACCUAAAGUUUGUGUGGCUGACACCUAGUAAUUCUAGCAAUGCUGCUGGUAGUAGAGAACAUUCUCCUCCUGCUCCCAAGGAGCCUUUAGAAAAAGACCAACAUCCUGAAGAACAAUUGGAGAACUCUGCUAACCAAGAACCAAUUGUAUCAGAUGAUGAUCCCAAAAGUUCCGAAAUCAAUAACAGUUCAGAGCAUAUGGAAAUGGAACAAGGUGAAGAUGAUCUCCAGGGUACCCCCAGGCAAGAUUCCGCCAAACAAUCACCUGAUGCUAAUGCCUGUUGAGAGGGUCUAAUUAUCAGAUUUGUACAGCUGAGGUAAAAAAUUUAAAUCUAUGAAACUAUAAUUUUCGGGAGCCUAUUUUUUCAAUUUAUGAAAAAUUUUAAUUUUCCAUAUGUUCCUUUUUAACUAUUGAGACAUGUAAAUUUCAUCUUUUUUGGCUGCCUCCUCCUCCUCUUCAUGUAUUUGGUGGUAUUAGUUGAAUGGUUCAAUGAUGUUAUCAGCUUUGGAUAGUUCAGUUGUAGGAUCAAAGUUUUGAUGAUCAAAAUUAUGUUAGAAGCCACCGAACGGUUGCAUAACAAAUGUUUGGGAACCCUUCCCUUUUUUAAUGUUUGCAGUUGCAGUAAAUAUAAUUGAAGCUGUUAGUUUUUACUCCAUUAUGCUUCUG